AAUCCGUAGGAAAUCUUAAUUGGGGCCUGGAAAACCAGACGGAAAUGGUUAAACAAACGGUUAGAUGAAGUAGUCCUUUGGCGAGGCAGGGUUGCGGUCCACCUUGGGGCCUGGAAGUCGUCUGGAACUUCUGCAGUUCGUUUUGUAAAUGCUGGGAAAAAGAGUCGUCUGAAUACUCUCUCUCUCAAGCUGCAGGAUGGACAGUGACGAGAACAACAAGGGAUUGCUGUGGAAACUUCCUGUGGUUAAAUCCAGGCAUCUCGGGAAGCUUGGCCCUGGUUUUGGGUAUGGAGCUGGCUGUGGCGUCGGCCUAGGGAUCGGUCUCCUCGGAGGUGCAGGAUUGGGUUUUGGAAUACCUGGCUUACAGUUUGGGUUUGGAGUUGGUGCUGGAUGUGGGAUUGGCAUAGGCUUUGGCUAUGGUGUUGGAAGAGGCAUUGCUUAUGAUGAAAAUCGUCGAUACACAAAUGUUGGGAAGCUAUUGAACACUCAGAAAGAUUUUCUGGACCAGUAUGUAAUUCAGGAUCAAAUUGGAGCAUUGGUUGAUCAAGUGGUAUUAACCACAAAAAAGCUUGUCGCUGCUAGUUCAAGGGAAAUUGACAAAUGGAGAAGAUGAAUACUUCUAGAGCAAGUCGCUUCAACGUAGCUCUAUCUCGUAGUCGGUAGUGCUGUUUUUAUUGCUUUCACUAAACCUUCUUGGAAGGUAUCUCAAAGACACAUGUAGGCUGCAAACGAUACACAUUGGUCAACAUGAAAUGAUAUCAGUGGUCAUGCGAUAUAAAUAUAUUACUUGAAAGGAAAAGAAUGGUUCAGUACA
Molecule: messenger RNA, 814 nt
Organism: Nymphaea colorata (pocket water lily)
Lineage: Eukaryota; Viridiplantae; Streptophyta; Magnoliopsida; Nymphaeales; Nymphaeaceae
Exons: 3
Coding region: 197-613 (138 amino acids)
Source: RefSeq, a predicted model, not a curated record